AUGGCCGCGGAGCGGACUCCUGCCCACCGGCUCCUCCUCGGCCCGGACGCCCGCUCACGCAGGCGAGACCGAAGCGGCACGGCUGCAACUGGCACCGCGCCCCCGGCCUCGGGGGGAGGGGGGGGCCGGUCACAGACCCGCGCCCCCACCGCCACCGCCACGGCAGGUCUCUCCCAAGGACAAGGGGUGCGCCCUGCCCCCAAGGCUCUCGGAAGGCGGCUCUCCGACCUCGGGGUCUCAGGGCCCCAGGAGUCUGGUCCCCGCGGAGUGAGCAGCACCGCCAGCGUGCACACGGGGCUUCCCAGGCGGGUGGGCAUCCCCGCCCCCCCUCCGCGCCGCGAGGAGGCUCACCCGCAGCACCGGCCGCCGCACGACCAGGAGGACAGGACCCCCAGCGCCGCCAGCACCGCCUCCUCACACAGCCUCACCCGCCACCGGGAAGCCGCGGAGAAGGCUCGCAACUACCGAGGCGACCUCUCCGACACUCGGGUGCUCGCUCACCCGCGGGCUGAGACUGGAGCGCAAGCCACGGGCACUGCCCACGGCUCUGCCGGACCCAGAGCCCCGGCUCCGAGGAAACGCCGCCGCCAGGACACAGUGCGGGCGCUGGCCGCUCCCGCCCGGGCUCAUCCGGGAGCUGGCGAGCCCUCAGCUGCCCUGUCGGGGACGCUGCAGGAAGCAGCAGCCCCGCCCGCCGGCCCACUCCGCGGGGAGGGCGGACGACGGCCACAGAGGACGAGCCUCGCCCCCCACCCCGUCCGGGAGAGGGCGCCUGGGGACGCGCGGCCCCAGGACGAGGCACUGCUCUGGGUGUGCGGGCAGCUCCCACGUGCAGCCCCCCGCCGCGGACCCGAGCGCUGCCCUCCAGACCGGCGCCUGCAGGCCACCCCGAGGCCCCCGCCCGCCGCCUCUCACAACGAGGAGGCGGGGGCAGCCCCGGGCCCGCAGAGCCCCGAGCGUGGCCGGAAAGGAGACACGGGCCUGCAGGUGCUGUGCUCCGUGACCUGGGGACCAGCCCGGCGGACGGUGCGUCUCCGCUGGGGUCCUCCGCCCCCGGGGCCCGCAGAGGUCCGCGUCCGGUUCUGGGGCCCACGUCCAGGCCGCCCCCUACGGGCACCUGGCUGCGACGUGGGCUUCUGCAGGUGCCCUGGCUGGUGCUCCUGCCUUCUGCGCAAGCAUUUGCGUUGUUGUAACGCUGCACGCGAGUGUCACCUCUGUGACGCACGGCGCAGCAGGGCCAGCCUCCCCGGGGUGUGUGGAGCGUGCGAGGGCGUGCAGAGGGCCACACCAGCGCCCGUCAGCACGUGGAAGCACGACCACAACGCCCGCCUCACAGACGACACACUCGGCCGCUGCCCCCGGCUGGGGACGCCCCGCCUGCAGCCGGGGCCGCGGGCGCUCAGCCGCCCGUCCAACGCCUGCCCUAGCCCGGGUGACGGCCUCCCCGGACGUCGCUGCUCUGAGGGCGAAUGGAGGCCUGAGCAGGAGACGCCCCCGACCGGGGCCGCAGCCGACGGCCGAGGCGAGUGCGCACCAAACGGAAGACGCCCAUCGCCGCUUCUGACCCCGCGGCUGAAGUCACCGCCCGAGCGCAGAAAGGGUCGGGGCGGGCCGGACGACCCCGCGCGUCCCCACCGCGCGCCCGCGGGACACAACACACAGGGGCCGGGGGCUCGUUCCGGAGGCCGCAGGCCGUCGUGUCUGAAGCGCAGGGCCCAACACGCGGUUCUCGGGAGCGAGGCCGCAGGAAAACCGCGGAGCGCUUCCCCGGCGCGGCUCUGCCACCGCGGGGCCCCGCGGGCAAAUUCCGAGGACGCGCCCUCGAGACCCCGACACCCACCUUCCCUCUCCCACCGCGCCACCGGGCACGGGGCUCCGGCCUCACCCCUCAGCGGGCCACCGACGGGGACCUCGUCACCCCCGGCCCGGGCGGCGCUCGGCGUCUCCAGCAGCCACCGCGCAGGUCGGGGCGCCGCACCCCGGCCGCCCGGAGCCGCCCCUCCCCGCUCCAGUGCCCGGGGCAAGACUCCAGGCAGACAACCUGCCGCCGCCGCCUGGCGGCCCCGCCCGCAGCAGAGGGCGCGGGAACGGAGGGACGGGGCGGACGGGAGGGCCCACCGGCGAAAGCCCGACGGGGCGCCGCACCCCGCCGCCGCCAGACGCCCGGCUGAAGGGCACACCACCGCCGGGGCACCCGCACUGCCCGCCCGGCCUCCCGGGGCCCACCCGCCGCGCCGCCUCGCAGGCGUCGCCCCCGUCACAACCGGCCGGCCCGCGGACGCCGCGAGAACGCACGCUGGGACCGGCCCUGGAGCGGAACCGCGUCCCCAAGACGUCCCGGGCACGGUCUCCGCCCGGGAACGCCAAUCCUACCCGUCCCAGGGCCGCGCGGGCCGCAGGCCUCUCGGCGACGAGUCGGCCCGGCGCGCCAGGGCGGCGCUCCGCGCCUCCGGCUGUCAGGGCGCUGACGCCGUGGCCGGACCGGGCGCCCGCCCGCGGCCCGUGCCCCCCACCCGCACCGCGGGCCCGACCCCUCCCCCGCAGCCCGGCCGCCGCCAUCUUCUCUCUCCGGCGGGAGCGCGGCCCGGCGCCGAGGCCGCGGCUCUGGGCAGGCCGGGCCCGGGCGCCGCCGCCCCUGCCCUGCCGCCCGCGCCCGCGUGCGGCCCGCGGCGGCCAGCCCCUCCGCCUGGCUCCCGAACGCCACUGACCUCCACUCCCAGGCCUCUAGAGUCUUGCAGCCAUUUCCUCCGGGCUCAGGAGAAGGAGCGAGCCAGCGACCGAGCAGGGGAGCGAUCGAGCGAUCGACCCACGGCGCGAAGGAGCCCCGCCCGGCGGCCCACCCACGAACGCAAGCAGCUUGGGCGCACCUGCCCACAGGGGCCGGAGGGGAGGGGAGGCGAGGCGGUCACCGUCCGGGAAGGCGAAGGGCUCCGGCAGACGUGCGGCCUCCUCGCGGAUCGGAUCGGCGCCGACUCGCGAGGCCCCCGCGCCGGCCUGCCCCGCUCGGCCGACCUCGCAGGGGAACUUCUGCUUCCUUCAGGCGCCCUGGGCACUGGACACUCGCCCCGAGGGCAGUAA
Phyllostomus hastatus (greater spear-nosed bat) is the source of this 3078-nucleotide messenger RNA. RefSeq names its product basic proline-rich protein-like. The transcript is spliced from 5 exons. The coding region runs from base 1 to 3078 and encodes 1025 amino acids. NCBI's taxonomy places the organism in Eukaryota, Metazoa, Chordata, Mammalia, Chiroptera, Phyllostomidae. The record is from RefSeq and is a predicted model, not a curated record.